Fundulus heteroclitus (mummichog) is the source of this 1811-nucleotide messenger RNA. It is a transcript of the gene cops2, whose product is annotated as COP9 signalosome subunit 2. Gene Ontology annotation, cellular component: COP9 signalosome. The transcript has 13 exons. NCBI's taxonomy places the organism in Eukaryota, Metazoa, Chordata, Actinopteri, Cyprinodontiformes, Fundulidae. The record is from RefSeq and is a predicted model, not a curated record. The coding region runs from base 104 to 1435 and encodes 443 amino acids. Gene Ontology annotation, biological process: protein deneddylation. Gene Ontology annotation, molecular function: protein binding.
UGUCACUGCUUCUUACCGCACCUACUCACCACUUCUCUGCAAAACAUACCGCAGGCCCGGGCUGCUGUCUGACCCUGAAAAACGGAUAAGAAACCCCAUCAACAUGUCAGACAUGGAGGAUGAUUUCAUGUGCGAUGAUGAAGAAGACUACGACCUGGAAUAUUCAGAGGAUAGCAAUUCAGAGCCAAACGUGGACCUGGAGAACCAGUACUACAACUCCAAAGCCUUGAAGGAAGACGAUCCCAAAGCAGCACUUAGCAGUUUCCAAAAGGUAUUGGAACUAGAGGGAGAAAAGGGAGAAUGGGGGUUCAAAGCUCUUAAGCAGAUGAUAAAAAUCAACUUCAAGUUGACCAAUUUCCCAGAAAUGAUGAACAGGUACAAGCAGCUCCUUACAUACAUCCGAAGUGCUGUUACCAGGAACUACUCAGAAAAGUCCAUCAACUCCAUCCUGGACUACAUAUCUACCUCUAAACAGAUGGACUUGCUGCAGGAGUUCUAUGAAACCACCCUGGAGGCGUUGAAAGAUGCAAAAAAUGACAGAUUGUGGUUUAAAACCAACACAAAGUUGGGAAAGCUGUACUUGGAGAGAGAAGAGUACGGAAAACUUCAGAAGAUACUGAGGCAACUUCACCAGUCGUGUCAGACAGACGAUGGAGAGGAUGACUUGAAAAAGGGCACACAGCUGCUGGAGAUCUACGCGUUGGAAAUCCAAAUGUACACAGCACAGAAAAACAACAAGAAACUGAAAGCGUUGUAUGAGCAGUCGCUUCACAUUAAAUCCGCUAUCCCUCACCCUCUCAUAAUGGGAGUUAUUAGAGAGUGCGGCGGGAAGAUGCACCUGCGAGAGGGUGAGUUCGAGAAAGCGCACACAGAUUUCUUUGAGGCCUUCAAAAACUACGACGAGUCUGGAAGCCCUAGGAGGACAACGUGCCUGAAGUACCUGGUCUUGGCGAACAUGCUGAUGAAGUCUGGGAUAAACCCUUUCGAUUCUCAGGAGGCCAAACCAUACAAAAAUGACCCGGAGAUCUUAGCUAUGACUAACUUAGUAAGCGCCUACCAGAACAAUGACAUCACUGAGUUUGAGAAAAUCUUGAAAACGAACCACAGUAACAUAAUGGACGACCCCUUCAUUAGAGAGCACAUAGAGGAGCUCCUGCGUAACAUUAGAACCCAAGUCCUUAUUAAACUCAUCAAACCAUACACAAGAAUACACAUCCCUUUCAUUUCUAAGGAGUUAAACAUUGACGUGUGUGACGUGGAGAGUUUGCUGGUGCAGUGCAUCUUGGAUAAUACGAUCCAUGGACGAAUCGACCAGGUCAACCAGCUUCUAGAACUGGACUACCAGAAAAGAGGAGGCGCUCGCUACACAGCAUUAGACAAAUGGACAAAUCAGCUUAACUCCUUGAACCAGGCCAUUGUUAGCAAGCUCACAUGAUGGCAUAUCGAAUAAAGAGACGAAGGAAAAUGGCAUGUUUGAAUACAUCCAUAAAGUAUGCUUCUGUGCUUCUGCAAGUAUAUCUGCUCAGUCAAGACACACAGCUCGGGUUUUGAGAAUGCAUCAGUUUCACAAGGACUCCGCAAACCCCAGGAACAUGUUUCUUUCUGUUCUGAUGAGGGAAAUCACAGACUCCCUGUUUUUCUUUUCUUUUUUUUGUCAUUUUUUUAUGUUGAUUGGCAGUGUCUUUUAUGUUCAGCAGUCAAAUAUCUUGGUUGUAUAAAAAGUCCAAACGUGUAUGAAAGUCUGUACACAACAUUUUAAUGUAUACUGUUGCCUGUUGUUAAUAAACAGAUUUCCCCUCGGCACUAUAAAA